Molecule: messenger RNA, 1317 nt
Organism: Marchantia polymorpha subsp. ruderalis
Lineage: Eukaryota; Viridiplantae; Streptophyta; Marchantiopsida; Marchantiales; Marchantiaceae
Source: the annotation of a GenBank genome assembly
AGUCCCUUCGAUUCGGCACAUUGAGGAACCGAUGGAAAAGUCUUGUCUUGAUGGAAAAGUCUUCGCUCGUGAAAGCAGUUUAAAGAUAUUUAGAUUUUUCUAAAGAGCUCUCGGUUUUCAUUUGAAGCACACAAGCAUCGGCUUCAAAGGAUCCUAUGAAAGUGGUUCGCCACUCGCUGGACUUCCAAUUCCUGAGAUGUCGGAUCUGAUGCAAGCAGACGGUGCACCGAAUAAGACCGGAAGAGAAGGAAGAAGAGUUGCCACAAGUCCGAUUGACGCGAACCAGAGUAGUCCGACUACUUAAGAAGCGGUCAGUGUUUAUAAGAGGCCUGCAGAUGUGCGAGUUUGUGUCGUCAUUCUGCCUCUAAAGUGUUGUCGGGAACGAAGGCGUUUGUUGUACACCUCAACCCUCGAAUUCUCAGGAAGGGCACGCUCAUCGAGCCAUCGAAUUACAGAUCAAUCCCUCGAGCGUGCACAAUGACAACUCCGGUGAUCAUCGUGUGUGUUGACGUUGCCUCCGUGUACUCGUGGUUCUGCACCCAAGUUCUUCUCCGGUACAAAGAGAGAUGGGGAGUGAGACUGCAAUUCAGGCCCGUGUUGCUGGGAGCAAUAUUCAAGGGCAGUGGGAACGUGAUGCCCACGCUGCUGCCGGCCAGAGGAGCAUGGAUUCACAAGGAUUUGGCCCUGAACACUCGGUUUAUGCAGAUCCCACUGCUGGAGUUUCCUUCUACAUUCGGAUCUCCGAAAUUCAACUCUCUUCUGAUACAGCGUGCUCUGACUGCAGUUGCCAUUGAAAAGGGUUACGAAUCGGAAGAGUUUGCCAACACUCUUGUGGCCACUUGGAAGGCCAUAUGGGGAACGAGGCAUGUGCAAGAACUGGACAUGCACGACCCGGACUUCGUCCUGCGAUGCCUGACGAGCGCAGGCUACUCGCUGCAAGAAUCGCAGACCUUCCUGCAGAGAGCGAGCGAAGGCUCCGUGAAGGAGUGUUUGAAGAAGAACACAGAGCUCGCCCUCAAGAAUGGAGCAUUCGGAGCCCCGUCCAUUUUCGUCUACCUGAAUCACGACGCCCACCAAAAGGUCGAGGAUCUGUGGCAGCUCCAGGCGCCCGAACACUUCAUCUUCGGAUCCGAUCGACUGGACCAGCUCGCCUUUGCCGUGUCCCAGAAAUGGGAAGGACCCGUGCCUCCUUCCCUGGACAGCAAUCCCCCAAUCAGCAAGCUUUGAAUACACAUUCUCCCCCGCACAGUUUUUCAUUCUCGGAUGAGGUCAUUGCCAUGAAUGUACGAUCGAUUGAAAUAAAUGGUUUUAUUUUUU